CAAACAAUGAAUAGUUCAUAAAGGAUUAUAAUUAUUAGAUCAUUAUGAACACACAUACAUUCAAGAAAAGAAAAUUAUUGAAUAAACAAACUGUGAUGGGAUGGCGGGAUAUUCAAAUACUUUUGUUAUGCAAUUGUAAUCAGGUGUGGUGUUUAUUGAAAAAUUAUGAGUAGUUUGAAUUUAUUUGCAACAAAUGGCAAGAAAAUUCUUGGCGUUACAUCAAAUUACAAAUCCCUUAUCAAAGUUUUGAAAAUAGAUCCUCCAAAAACUUUAGAUGUGUUCAUGAAACCAAGCACAAGUUAUAUUACUGAAGGUCCAAUUGUGAUUCCAAAAGGAUUUUUAGUUAAUCAAGAGAUUGAACUAGGUGUAGUUAUUGGAAAAAAAGCGAAGAAAGUUUGUGAACAAGAAGCAAUGGACUAUAUUGGCGGUUACUGCGCAGGGCUGGAUAUGACAGCAGUUAACAAAAUUACUGAAGCGAGAAGUAAAGGAGGACCAUGGACGAUUGCGAAAGGUUUUGAUACAGCAACCCCUGUGAGCAAAUUUAUUCCAAAAACUAGUGUCCCAGACCCGUACAAAUUACAAUUAUGGUGUUCAGUGAAUGGGAAAUUACGUCAAGAUGCUUGCACGUCUGAUCUACUUUUCAAUUUAGCGCAUAUUAUUAGUUUCAUAAGUAGUUACAUCACUUUGGAACCAAACGAUAUGAUUCUAACUGGAGCACCCCCCAAUUUCGGACCAGUGAAAGAUAAAGAUGUCAUAACUGGUGGUAUUAGAGAUUUAGUUGAUAUUAAAUUUGAAGUAAUCGAAGAUAAAUGAGAUUGUUUUAGUUGGAUCGAAAUUUAAUAAAAAGUCGAUUGUAAA
Diorhabda carinulata is the source of this 858-nucleotide messenger RNA. Its product is annotated as acylpyruvase FAHD1, mitochondrial. The record is from RefSeq and is a predicted model, not a curated record. Gene Ontology annotation, molecular function: acetylpyruvate hydrolase activity. The coding region runs from base 166 to 813 and encodes 215 amino acids. Lineage: Eukaryota; Metazoa; Arthropoda; Insecta; Coleoptera; Chrysomelidae. The transcript has 4 exons. Gene Ontology annotation, cellular component: mitochondrion.